This is a messenger RNA of Trichoderma citrinoviride, 2232 nucleotides long. RefSeq names its product pfs domain-containing protein. Lineage: Eukaryota; Fungi; Ascomycota; Sordariomycetes; Hypocreales; Hypocreaceae. The transcript has 6 exons. The record is from RefSeq and is a predicted model, not a curated record. Bases 1 to 2232 code for a protein of 743 amino acids.
AUGAGCCCACUGCAACUUGGAUCUAUACUCGUCCAAGCUGUGAUUACGUGCUUCCUACGAUGCACCAUCAUUGCUGUCCACGGCCUUGGAUCGAACGUUGACUGGUCAUGGACAUGGAAGGAUAAUGGGAAAUGCGUCAAUUGGCUUCAGGACCCUGACAUGUUACCUGCCAAAGUGCCAAAGUCAAGGAUAAUUGCAUACAACUAUGAGUCAAAAUGGGACGCCGAUGCUCCAAAGACGCGCUUACAGCUCUGCGGAGAGGAACUCGUUCACAGCAUACACUCACUGCAAAAGCAUGAUCCCAAUCAUCCGAUUGUCCUCGUCGGCCACAGCUUGGGUGGAAAUGUCAUUGUGAAUGGCCUCCUCUAUGCUAACUCUGAGGACACGUUCAAAUACCUCCUCAAGGCAACUGUUGGUCUGGUAUUUCUGGGAACACCUUUCAGAGGGACAGAAUGGCAGCCGUUUCUCGAAUCCCUGGUGAAACUCAAGUCUUUUUCUGGCUCACAUAAUGGUAUUACCAGGGAGCUUGGCUUCGACGAACCCAUAUUGCUGGACAAACUCCAUGGUUUCUGCCGACUGCUCAAUAAGCUCUCGAUACCUGCUUCUUGCUUCAGUGAGCUCUACGAAACAGACUACGGGCGGCGGUACGGAGUCAGGGGAGCCAUCAAGGGAAUGGUCGUGACGGAAGCGUCUGCCUGUAUCCCCGGCGUCGAAAGACAUGCACUUCAAACCGAUCAUCUGAAGAUCAAUAAGUAUUGCAGUCCGACAGACCGGUCGUUUUUGACAGUGUCUACGACAAUCUCCGAAAUGUACGCCAACGCGAAGGACAUUAUCCGUCGCCGGCAGGCUCAUGCAUUGGAGCAGAAGCCAGAAGCCGAAGCCUGUCUACGCGACCUCUUCCUGACCGACCCGCGAGAUGACAGGAUUGCACUGAAAAGGAAGAAAGGAGAUCGUGCACAGGGUACCUGCGAAUGGAUCAUUGGCACAGAAGAGAUUACUGCCUGGUUGGGCUCGACACAGAAAGCGCGCUCAGAGGCCCAGACGAACAACAUUCUGUGGCUCCACGGUCAUCCAGGCACAGGAAAGUCCACGAUGGCUAUAUUCCUCACUGAAGAGCUGCCCAAAGCCUUCUCAGAGACUGAUGGGAAGACUCUGGCGUACUUCUUCUGCGACUCCAACUUUGACAAGCAAAGAACCGCCAUCUCAAUCGUCCGCGGGCUUCUCCUUCAACUCAUCCAGCAGCACCCACAGCUUCUCGACUACCUUAUGCCAAGAUAUCGCGAGCGUGGAGCAAAGCUUUUCGAGUCUUUCGAUGCUCUUUGGGAGAUUUUCAUGAUUGUGGCGGCGGAUCAAAGCACGGGCCAAAAGUACUGCAUCAUCGACGCCCUUGAUGAAUGCGAUCAGACAUCACAAGAGGUACUAUUGCGACAGCUUCAAGAGACCUUUGACGGCAGCCGAGACAUGAAUAUCCACAUCCUAAUUACGAGUCGACCCUACUCUGAAAUCGAAGAAUAUCUUGGACAAUUCCCGAACACAGACUUGGGAACUUUUCCCAACGCAAAACAGGAUAUCGACGUAUGCAUCGAGGAAAAGCUGGCAAAUCUGACUCGGAGAAAACACUACACCCAGAAAGUUAAAGAUCAAAUCAGCGAACUUCUUAGAAACAAAGCGGAAGGCACAUUUCUUUGGGUUGGAUUAGCAUGUAAAGAGCUAGAAAACGUCCCGUCCAAGGAUGCUCUGAAGCUCCUUCAAGAUAUGCCUCAGGGCCUUCAUUCUCUUUACCAGAGGCUUUUGAAUGCGGCGCUCGCACAAAGCUCCGAACCGAACAUCCUAAAACGCAUCCUGAGCUUUAUUGUUGUGGCUCUUCGACCCUUGACCGUGGAGGAGCUUUCAACAAGCUGCGAAUUACACCAAGACGAAACGGAUUUGGAGACCAGGCUUCAGUUUACACGCGAGCACGUCGCCUCGUGUCGUCUGAUGAUCAAGAUCCAGGAUGACCAAAUACUCUUACUGCACCAGUCUGUGAAGGAUUUCCUCACCAGAACUGGCUCUGGCUGUUUUAUCAACACACUCGAUGCAAAUGCCGACAUGGCUUGUCGUUUUGGUUUAUACAUGCACGAAACGCACAAGCGAAAUUCCAAGUGCGAGAGUCAAAUGUCGAAUUUUUCGAGGUCGAGUCUCGGUGUCGAGACCGGUGGCUAUGGAGGAUCCAGUCAACAACUCCCGACGUGA